AUGGCCUCAACAUCCGGUCGCAGCUCCUCCGCGUCAGGGCGGUCGCAGUCCGCCAAAAGUGUGCCUGAUAAGCAGAUUUCUCAAAUCGAAAAAAGCGUGACACACCUUUUGGUCGCAACCAAGCAACUCCUCGAAACCCUGACCCAGUGGUCUCGGAAACAAGCCUCGGAAACCGAUGUGUCCGAUGUCUACGUACGACUGGGCUAUGAAUUCAACCUGGCCUGUCGAGCCUUUAAUGCAAUCGGUGUCGAAACCUCAGACCUCGGUCCCGUCCCAGAUGUUCUACGCACAAUCCUGGAGGAUACGCUGAGCCAAGAUGCCUCCUCGCAAAGCCUCGACCGAUAUCUCCCCCAAAUCCGUGAUAUUAUCAUCAAUCUACUCCAUGGCCUCAAGAAAAAGCAAGCGCGGUUACGUUCGCGGCAACAACGGGAGGAUGCGCGCCUCGGGCUCCCGGGUCGACAGGCCAGCGCCGGAAGCCUCUCGAGUGGCCAGUCCACCAUUGGACAGCUGUACGAUGAAGCGGCAGCAUCGACCAUGCCCCAGAACACAGUCACAUCUCCUAAGCGGUCGGCCCGACGGUAUAACAGCAAUGGCUCGCUGGAGGAACCCUCGACCGCACAGCGCCCCUCACCUGGAUCGGCCGGCGAUGGACGCGGCCCAAGCUACUCCGAGCGAGAUGCAUCACGGCGAGAAGCCCAACAAGUACUGACCCAGCCGUCGCUUGAGGAUACAGACUCAACUCCUCGGGCCCCUGUGUCGGCGUCGGGGACACCCCCAGCCUUCCCCGCCCCGCCACCUCCACCGAAGCAAGACGAUGCACUGGGCGCUCUACAACGGAGCGGUGAGUUGGAGCGACGUGCUUCUCGUCGUUUCUCCGCAUACCAGAUCCAAAAACACCUCGGCACGUCCACUAACGGUGUGCCGGUUCUGCCUUCCCAAAACUCUCCCAUCCCCAAUCGGGGGCGAGAUGUUCGCGAAUCGCUCAACGCGGUUCGUCUGCGAGGCUCAUACACCCAUACAAGACAGCGGUCCUCAAACCGACUCCAGGAGACCGCCAAAGGCGGUCAAGCUCAGGACGCAGCUGCAAACAUUCCCCAGGCAGUCGAGGAGGAGCAAAGCAAACAGGCAUCCGAGACGGAGUCUGGAGUGCAGAAAGAAGAGAGUGCCCAACCGUCACCUCUGAAGGAUCAGCCUCCCCCUCCUCCCAUAGAGAAGGAUCUUCCCGAAGAACCAAGAGCUAGUGCAACAACUCCAACCUUUCCACAACCCCCCAAAGGCCCUUCCCUUGAUGAUGCCUUUGACCCCGAGAAAACUACCGCCAGUGUCUCCCAGACAGCCCCUGAAACCCCGAGGAAUGAUCGCUUCAUGUCGGCUGCUAUUGCGACUCCACCUUCGAUUCCCCAAUUUCCUAUUGACCAGCCGUCUCCAGGAAAAGAAUUGACUCUCUUCUUGCAAUACAAAAGUAAAAUCAAGAAAUAUGUACUACCUGAGGGAAUUGCAGACCUGACGAUAGGGCGACUUCAAUUGGCGUUCAUUGAGAAAUUUGCCUGGAACACGCACAACAAUGGCGCAGAUCUUCCGGAGAUCUAUAUACAGGACCCUAUCUCCGGAAUUCGACAUGAGCUCGAGGAUUUGAAUGACGUGAAAGACCGAUCCGUCCUGGUGCUGAAUGUUGACACUUUAGAUGAAGUCAAGAAGCACUUUGACGAGAGCUUUGGAGGUGUCCGCCAGUUGGUAGAAGGAGUGAAGGAUGCUCUUGUGGGCCAGGGCACAGCCAUUCAACGAGUCUCUGAUCGACAGCUCGAAGCAGCGAAAGAGAUGGCUCGCUUGGCUGCUGCUCCCCCGCCAGCUCCAACCACGGCUUCAGGCACCACUGGUCCUGUGAAGACCCCGAUUGCUGGAAGCGGGAGCCAGAUUGCCGAACUGCAGAGCCUACGUCGUGACCUUGCUGUCCUACGCCAGACUUACUCCAACUUCUCUUCGGACAUUGCGAGCUCCAUGAGUGCCGUCCGGGCCAAGGCCGGGAAGGUCACGGCUGCCGCGGAAAAUGUCGCCGUUCCGACAUUCGAAGGCGACGCGGGCCGUGCACGUGUGAACACCGGCAAAAAGGAGCUCGCAGACGAGUCGGAACGACUCGUUGCACGCGUUGACGAUCUUCAGGACCUGGUUGAAGAUCUUCGCAAGGACGUGGUCACGCGCGGCGUUCGUCCUCUGCCACGACAAUUGGAAGGCGUCAAUCGGGAUAUCAGCACUGCGAUGAAGGAGAUCAAAAAGAUGCAGGAUUUCCUGGGUCGCGAGAAGCCCAUCUGGACCAAGAUCUGGGAGAAGGAGUUGCAGCUUGUCUGUGAGGAACGAGACCAACUUACCAUGCAAGAGGACCUCGCGGCCGAUCUCCAAGAUGAUCUCGAGAAAGCUGCGCAGACUUUCGCUCUUGUUGAACAAGCGACCAAGGAACAGGCCAUGGAGAAGGCUGCCAAUGGCGGCGUUUCUCUACGCGCUACCUCCCGUACCUUGGGCAUCGAUCCAACCGUUGACCCCAUGAAGGCCAAGGACGACGUGCUUGGCGAGGUUCGCGCACUGCAGCCAAACCAUGAGAGCCGUCUUGAAGCUAUCGAACGGGCCGAAAAGGCCCGCAAAAAGGAGCUUGAGACUCGCCGUAUCGGGCUCUUCCAGAAGGAGCUCGGCAAUUUCGUCCAAGAAGGCAAGCUAAAGAAGAGUGGCGGGGUUGAGGAGGCAGAGCGACUGCGUAAUGCCAAGGACGAUCGCAUUCGCAAAGAAGUCUGGGACCGACAGCAAGUUCGUAAUGCUGAGAUGGCUAAGGCCGAGGCAGAAGCGGCCUUGGCCGCCUCCGACCAAAAGACUGAUGGCGAUGGGGACGGCGACGCCGCUGGAGUUGAUGCCUCGCCAGAUUCUAAGGACUCGGAUGACAAUGGCCCCAAUUCCCCCAAGGACGAAUCUUCGUUGUCCCAGGAGCCCGCGAAGAGGGAUACCAACAAUCCCGACAAUCCCGACGAAUCUGCUUCGACCGAGCCUUCCAGCGAAGCAUAG
Molecule: messenger RNA, 3048 nt
Organism: Penicillium macrosclerotiorum
Lineage: Eukaryota; Fungi; Ascomycota; Eurotiomycetes; Eurotiales; Aspergillaceae
Product: formin-mediated actin nucleation enhancer
Exons: 2
Coding region: 1-3048 (1015 amino acids)
Biological process (GO): establishment of cell polarity
Cellular component (GO): cell tip; cytoplasm
Molecular function (GO): cytoskeletal regulatory protein binding
Source: RefSeq, a predicted model, not a curated record